Messenger RNA from Lathyrus sativus (Indian pea), 345 nucleotides. NCBI's taxonomy places the organism in Eukaryota, Viridiplantae, Streptophyta, Magnoliopsida, Fabales, Fabaceae. The record is from the annotation of a GenBank genome assembly.
AUGGGGAGUUUAGGCAAGUAUGUUGGAGUAUUUGUUAUUAUGUUUGUGUUGCUGAUGGGAACUUUUGAAUGCCGGAAAUUUAAGAAAGAAGAAUUUGUUGAGAAUUUUGGUGGAGGUGGUGGUUUAGGUGGUGGAGGUGGAGGUGGUUUAGGCGGUGGAUUUGGAGGUGGUGCUGGAGGUGGUAGUGGUGGAGGAAGUGGAGGUGGUUAUGGUGGAGGACUUGGAGGUGGUACUGGUGGUGGUCUAGGUGGAGGCGGAUCUGGUGGAGGCUUUGGAGGUGGUGCUGGAAGUGGUGAUGGAGUUGGUGGAGGCUUUGGAGACGGGGUAAGCGGCUGGUGCGAAUGA